Messenger RNA from Psammomys obesus (fat sand rat), 2421 nucleotides. RefSeq names its product cystathionine beta-synthase (gene Cbs). The record is from RefSeq and is a predicted model, not a curated record. NCBI's taxonomy places the organism in Eukaryota, Metazoa, Chordata, Mammalia, Rodentia, Muridae. Gene Ontology annotation, molecular function: cysteine synthase activity; cystathionine beta-synthase activity. Gene Ontology annotation, cellular component: cytoplasm. The transcript has 17 exons. Bases 143 to 1828 code for a protein of 561 amino acids.
CGGGUUGGUGCUAGACCGCCGGCCAGCCCCCGGGUCCCCAUCAGAGCGGUGGUCCAGUCCGUGCGCGCACUCCGGCCCAGCCCUGCCCGCACCUUGUUUCCGAGUCUCAGUGCAGAUCUCUGCUCCUUCUCCGGAUCCCAGCAUGCCUUCAGGGACAUCGCAGUGUGAAGGCGGCUCUGCAGGGUGCCCCCAGCACUUGGAGGGGCACUCAGGGAAAGCGCACCGGGAGAAGGGCCCCUCAGUGGACAAGGAACGCGUAUGGAUUCCACCCGAUACCCCGAGCAGAUGUACCUGGCAGCUGGGGAAGCCCACGGCAGACUCCCCGCAUUACCACGCAGUGCUGACAAAACCUCCAAAAAUCUUGCCCGAUAUUCUGAGGAAGAUUGGGAAUACCCCUAUGGUGAGAAUCAACAAGAUCUCCAAGAAUGCCGGACUCAAAUGCGAGCUACUGGCCAAGUGUGAGUUCUUCAAUGCGGGCGGGAGCGUGAAGGACCGAAUCAGCCUUCGGAUGAUUGAGGACGCUGAGCGAGCCGGAACUCUGAAGCCCGGGGACACGAUCAUUGAGCCGACCUCUGGGAACACAGGGAUCGGGCUGGCUCUGGCAGCUGCUGUGAAGGGCUAUCGCUGCAUUAUCGUGAUGCCAGAGAAGAUGAGUAUGGAGAAGGUGGAUGUGCUGCGGGCUCUGGGAGCAGAGAUAGUGAGGACGCCCACCAAUGCCAGGUUCGAUUCCCCUGAGUCUCACGUGGGAGUGGCCUGGCGACUGAAGAACGAAAUCCCCAACUCUCAUAUUCUGGACCAGUACCGAAAUGCCAGCAACCCCCUGGCGCACUAUGACGACACUGCCGAGGAGAUCCUGCAGCAGUGUGACGGGAAGCUGGACAUGCUGGUGGCUUCAGCAGGCACAGGCGGCACCAUCACAGGCAUCGCCAGGAAGUUGAAGGAGAAGUGCCCUGGCUGUAAGAUCAUCGGUGUAGAUCCUGAAGGGUCCAUCCUCGCGGAGCCCGAGGAGCUGAACCAGACAGAGCAAACGGCCUACGAGGUGGAGGGGAUUGGCUAUGACUUCGUCCCAACAGUCCUGGACAGGACGGUGGUAGAUCAGUGGUUCAAGAGCAACGAUGAGGACUCCUUCGCCUAUGCACGCAUGCUCAUUGCACAGGAAGGGCUGUUGUGUGGUGGAAGUUCAGGCAGCGCCAUGGCCGUGGCUGUGAAGGCUGCCCAGGAGCUGCAGGAAGGACAGCGCUGCGUGGUCAUCCUGCCCGACUCUGUGCGGAACUAUAUGUCCAAGUUCCUGAGCGACAAGUGGAUGCUGCAGAAGGGUUUCAUGAAGGAGGAGCUUGCAGUGAAGAGACCCUGGUGGUGGCAUCUGCCUGUCCAAGAGCUGAGCCUGUCAGCACCCCUGACCGUGCUGCCCACAGUCACCUGCGAGCACACCAUCGCCAUCCUCCGAGAGAAGGGCUUCGACCAGGCACCUGUGGUCAGCGAGUCGGGGGCCAUCCUGGGGAUGGUGACUCUCGGGAACAUGCUGUCAUCUCUGCUCGCUGGGAAGGUGAAGCCAUCUGACGAGGUCUGCAAAGUCCUCUACAAGCAGUUCAAACCGAUCCACCUGACCGACACUCUGGGCAUGCUCUCCCAUAUCCUGGAGAUGGACCACUUUGCCCUGGUGGUCCAUGAGCAGAUCCAAUCACGAGACCAGGCCUGGUCAGGAGUGGUGGGGGGGCCUGCAGACCACAACGAGGACAUGUCCAGCGAGCGACAAAUGGUGUUUGGGGUUGUCACUGCCAUUGACCUGCUAAACUUCGUGGCAGCCCGGGAGCAGAACCAGAAAUAGAGCCUGGAAGUCGGGACUGGCUUCCACCCUCCCUGCUGGGGCUUCUUGGCUCUCAGAGACACCUACCACCAGUUUCCACACCCAAGUCCAGUGGUAGCGUGAACAGGUGGCUGCUGAGACCAGCUGCAGAGGCCCGGCCUCCCCUCCCAACACUCAACUUCCUAACUCCUCUAUGCCGGGGUAGCUUACAUGGGCACUCCUCUGGUGUGACUCCCUUCCGGUGUCAACGAAGAGCUGAGGAGCGUCAGCCAGGAGAGACGGACACAGAGCACAACUGAGGCGAGACUGAGGGUGUCAGAAGGUCUUCUCUCCAGAGAAGGCUCCAGCACAGGAAAGAACAGACCCUGGCCUGACUUUGCACCCACCCUCAAGGGCAGUACUGGCCCCAGCACGGGAGCACAUGGGUUUUAAUGAAGGUGCAUUCCUGUGGCCUGAGACCCGAGGCGGUUAAGUGAUACAGUCUGGCACGAAGUGUUCCCACCUGGGGCCCGGCCCUGUCAAGGGGCAAUUCCUCACCUUCCCCUCCUCCCCUAUGUUCCUGUCUCAAUGGCUCCCUGUUCUGGACACUUCCUAUAAAUGCGAUCACACACCUG